AAGCGCUCGUCCAGGCCACCAACACAAACCUCGCACAGGUAGCCGGCAGCCUGACGCCCGAGCAGCAGAGGACUGUACAAGUGUACUUCAGCUAGGUACCCAGUACGCUGGUGAAACUCGUGAAUACAGUGCAGGGGAGCGCUUUUGGCUUUCCGAACCGAUGAGCGCGAUGGCGAUGAUGCAUGGCUACAAGGUUUCGAGCAUACUGGAGGAAUGGUCUUCGCGAGACCGACGGUGGAUGGGAUCAUGUCAAGUACGGCUGGAUGGCCAGCCUACUUUGUUCAUCUGCGUAGAGAACAAAUCAUUCAGUGAAUGCUCCCUCUUGAAUCGCGUGAUCGUUCCUACGAACCCUUGGGCUACUGGGCAAGUCGAUUCCGCACUUGCUUCAUCAUUUCCCUCUUGCCAUCCCAAAGAACCCUUUCUUGUACUCACAUACGCCUAUGCCGCUAUAUCUUUCUCUCUCCACGUUCAUCAAUCUUUUAAAGGCACCACCGGUCGCCGGCAGCGUUCUCGUUACGUCUUGCCUCCAAAGGAUAUUCUGAGCUACUUACUUAGCAAGUCUCUAUAUCCUCCCCGUUUCGACCUCUACACUGCGGAGCGAGCUCGGAGGGGUAGAAAGCACUGAUAUCCACACGCAUGGCGACUAUGCUAGCUAGUUACCGCAGGCCAUCAG
Trematosphaeria pertusa is the source of this 673-nucleotide messenger RNA. RefSeq lists its product as uncharacterized. NCBI's taxonomy places the organism in Eukaryota, Fungi, Ascomycota, Dothideomycetes, Pleosporales, Trematosphaeriaceae. The transcript has 4 exons. The record is from RefSeq and is a predicted model, not a curated record. The coding region runs from base 161 to 625 and encodes 154 amino acids.